AAUCACGCCUCGUUAAUUUUCUGUGAUCCUGUGACGGAAUCAGGUCGCGUAUAAACGCACCUGGAGCUGGAGGAGCCAGAGGAUCCAAGAGGAGCCAGAGGAGCAGGACGCACUGAGGCGCACGUCGGCUUUUUCAUAUAUAUUUAUAUAUAUAAUAAAGAGGAACUUCACAGAUUAAUAACAAAAGAAGAGACAAUGAAUCCAGUUUGCUGUUUCUCUCUGUUUCUACUGCUUCAUCUCACAGGAGCCAAAUCUGUCCCCGAUCUACAGAGUUUGAAGCAGAUCCUGGAGGAUUUCAACACCGCGCCGUAUUAUUCCUCAGAGGAGAUGGAGAGGGAGGCGAGAGAUGGACGCAACAAGUCGGAGUUUGGAGCUCCGGAGAAACACUCCUGGGACUGGGAGUCCUCGGACCCGAGCAACUCUGCUCUGCCUGCAGAAGAAAACGUCCUGAUGCGGCUGUUUAAAGACCUGAUGAGAACCUCCAAGCGCGCGUCGAGCCGGUACAAGAAGGGCGGACUGAGGAGCUGCUUCGGUGUCCGGCUGGAGAGGAUCGGCUCCUUCAGCGGGCUGGGAUGCUGAAAGUAAGGAGCGUAGAGAGGCGUCCACAGGAGUCGAGAGCUCUCGGUCCCAGCGUCUUCAUCAAGUCAUCGUCGUCUCCAACACUGGAGCUCUUCUCACGGUCGACCAUCUGCGACUCACUCACAACUGUCAUGUCUUUUACUUGUUGAAUAUAUACUGUAUAUAUAUACACAUACAUAUGUAUACAAUAAAUUAUUGUAAAUGUAUUUAUUUAUUUUAUUAUUUUAUUGUUAGAUACAAUACAUUUGCCUUGUAAUAUUCUAGUAAAAGGAUUAUUUUGCAUAA
Messenger RNA from Solea senegalensis (Senegalese sole), 864 nucleotides. It is a transcript of the gene nppal, whose product is annotated as natriuretic peptide A-like. Gene Ontology annotation, cellular component: extracellular region. The transcript has 3 exons. Gene Ontology annotation, molecular function: hormone receptor binding; hormone activity. NCBI's taxonomy places the organism in Eukaryota, Metazoa, Chordata, Actinopteri, Pleuronectiformes, Soleidae. The record is from RefSeq and is a predicted model, not a curated record. Bases 196 to 579 code for a protein of 127 amino acids.